Triticum dicoccoides is the source of this 1084-nucleotide messenger RNA. RefSeq lists its product as uncharacterized. Gene Ontology annotation, cellular component: spliceosomal complex. The transcript has 2 exons. Gene Ontology annotation, biological process: mRNA splicing, via spliceosome. Gene Ontology annotation, molecular function: nucleic acid binding. The coding region runs from base 1 to 957 and encodes 318 amino acids. NCBI's taxonomy places the organism in Eukaryota, Viridiplantae, Streptophyta, Magnoliopsida, Poales, Poaceae. The record is from RefSeq and is a predicted model, not a curated record.
AUGCCCAAGCUCGCCAAGGCCUUCACAGGUGGUGCCCCCGCCUUCGUGCUCGACGCCUCCGAUAAUCCCUCCUCCAGCUCAGGCUAUGGCCUCACUGUUAGCAACAUAGAGUCGAAGAGGAAGCUUGUUCUCCGUCCGACGUGCCAUAAAGACUUGGUUCCGUCGCCUCUGAUGGGUCAUUUAAUCGGCUCACAAAGCAGCAUGGUCUGCAAUGAAACUCUUGCAGAUCUAGACCCCCAAGGCCCCAUCCCCAAACUCCAGAUCGAUCGCACCGGGAGAUUGCUGACGCCCGCCCGCCGCGAUGGAGGAGGAGAAGAAGAUGAAGCUCUGCUUCUCCAUCCCCUCGAAACCCAAGGUCAAGCCCGCCACGCCUCCCGCCGCCUUCUCCGUCGCCGCCGUGGCCCCCGGCCCCGCCCCGCGGUUCGUCACCGUGUUCGAUCCCUCGGAAACCCUCACCCCAGCGCCCGCCGCGCCCGUCGUCAUUGCGCCCCUUCCCGACUGCGCAAACCCUCCCCAGCUGCUGCCGCGCCGGCCGCGCCCGUCGUCAUCGCGCCCCUUCCCAACACGCGCAAGCUCGCCGAGGCCCCCGCCUUCGUGCUCGGCGCCUCCGACAGCCCCUCCUCCAGCGCAGCCUACGGCCUCACCGUCCGCAAUACGGAUUCGAAGAGGAAGCUUGAUCCCCAGGACGAUGCUGCUAGGGAGCAGCCGUCGCCUCCAGGCCCCAGCGGCGAGGACCUGAUGCUGCGGCGGUUCAAGGAGGACAUGGCCGUUCUCCCGGAAAUCGAAGGUACGGACGAGUAUGACGAGGUGCCUGUGGAGGGGUUCGGUGCUGCUCUCCUCGCUGGCUAUGGCUGGAAGGAAGGGGAUUCUAUUGGAAAGAAAUACAAGGGCAUGGGCGCUGUCAAGGUUCGUGAGUACGGCCGCCGCCGCUGCGGCACGCAGGGUCUAGGCUCGUAGGGUUGCCAGGUCGUGACAGUUUCUGUUUCUUGUUUAUUUUCUUGAUUUCGGUUAUCUGUAACUGUAAGUAUGUAUGGUUCAUCAGACUUUGUCUUUGCCUAUCAACAAAAUCAGUGUUUUCCUCGCA